This is a messenger RNA of Salvia miltiorrhiza (redroot sage), 1299 nucleotides long. RefSeq lists its product as uncharacterized. Bases 1 to 1299 code for a protein of 432 amino acids. The transcript is spliced from 5 exons. The record is from RefSeq and is a predicted model, not a curated record. Lineage: Eukaryota; Viridiplantae; Streptophyta; Magnoliopsida; Lamiales; Lamiaceae.
AUGAUUUUAGAGCUAGGAAAAGCUUUCAAUGCACAAGCUCGUGAGAUAUUAGAUGGUGAGAUUGCAAGGAUGUUCUACUUAGCUGGGCUUCCUUUUAACCUCGCUAAAAAUCCACACUUUAUUAAGUCUUACAGUUUGGCUGCCAAUAGUAAUGUUGCAGGUUAUAACCCUCCAAGUUACAAUGCACUAAGAACCAAAUUAUUGAAAAAUGAGAGGUCACAUCUUCAAACUUUGCUUGAAGCUACUAAAAGCACAUGGAAGUCGAAGGGAGUAACCAUAGAUGUCAUAACAGAGGUUGGUGUACCUAAUGUUGUCCAAGUUAUAACAGAUAACGCCCCCGUUUGUAAAGCUGCUGGAAUGUUAGUUGAACAAGCAUAUCCUAGUGUAUUUUGGACUCCUUGUGUUGUGCAUACACUUAAUCUUGCUUUAAAGAAUAUUUGUGCUGCAAAAAAUACCGAGUCAAAUGAAAUCACAUAUGCGGAAUGUCGUUGGAUAAGUGAGAUUGCUGCUAGUGCUAUUAUGAUUAGGAACUUCAUAAUGAAUCUUUCCAUGAGACUUGCCAUGUUCACUGAGUUUUCUAAACUUAAAUUGCUUGUGGUUGCUGAAACUCGAUUUGCCUCGAUGAUUAUUAUGUUGAAAAGGUUUAGAGACGUGAAAUGUCAAUUGCAAUCGAUGGUGAUAAGUGAACAAUGGUCUAUGUAUCGUGAGGAUAACAUUGAGAAAGCUAGAAUUGUGAAAGAAAAAUUGUUAGAUGAUGGCUGGUGGGAUUCAGUAGGUUAUAUUCUUCGUUUUACUAAGCCGAUUUAUUCGAUGUUGAGAAUUUGUGAUACGGAUAAACCUUGUAUGCACUUGGUUUAUGGGAUGUGGGAUACCAUGAUAGUUAAAGUGAAACGAGUUAUCUUUGAGCAUGAGAUGAAGAGUGACUUAGAGGAAUCCAGCUUUUGGAAUGUUGUAUGCAACGUGUUAGAGGAUAGGUGGAGUAAAAGCAACACUCAAUUACAUUGCUUGGCUCAUUCCUUGACUCCAAGCAAUCUCCGUUUGCUAUCAAGAAGAACUCCACAAUAUAUGAAAGGUGAAUCUCAGAUGUGGGAUGUGGCAGGGGAUGCAUUUGAUGCCAUGGAUGAUAUUGGAAUUCUUGGAAUUGCUAAUCUAUCUCUUGAUGAACCCGAGUUGGAGUCUAUAUUAUUUUGUGAUGAUGGAGAAGGAAAAGGACCAAGUAAUUCCUUUUAUUUUGUGUUUGUUGUCAGCCUUGAUGUAGCAGUGGACGAGGAGGAUGAGGACGUGAAGGAUGAGUUGUAG